Rotaria socialis is the source of this 555-nucleotide messenger RNA. NCBI's taxonomy places the organism in Eukaryota, Metazoa, Rotifera, Eurotatoria, Philodinida, Philodinidae. The record is from the annotation of a GenBank genome assembly.
AUGAUCGACCAUAGUUUCUUCCCGGAUAAUUCAAACGAUCGAAUUGAUUCGGCUCGUGUUCGAUAUCCUCAUUGUAUUGUUUGGACGCCAAUACCAGUUCUUACUUGGAUUUUCCCAUUUGUUGGUCAUAUGGGUAUUGCUCGUACAGAUGGCGUCAUUCGAGAUUUCGCUGGACCUUAUUAUGUAUCAGAAGAUAAUAUGGCUUUUGGUCUACCAACACGGUAUAUUCAACUUGAUCUAAAUCGUGUUUCAAAAACAGAAAAUUCAAGUAAUAUACCUACUCUUUGGGAUAACGCUGUUGAACAGGCAUCAGAUGAAUAUAAAAAGCGUAUGCACAAUCUAUGUUGUGAUAAUUGCCAUUCACAUGUAGCUAUGGCAUUGAAUAUAAUGGGUUAUGAUCGAAAAUAUACAUAUAAUAUGGUUUCACUUGCAAUUUGGAUGUUUUUCUGUGGAAAAUUUGUUAGUUUUCUUGAUUUUCUUCGUUCUUGGAUACCAUUUCUUAUUAUCGCGUGUAUAAUUAUUACUAUCAUUGUUGUUGUAAAAUUUCACACAUAA